Molecule: messenger RNA, 537 nt
Organism: Ostertagia ostertagi
Lineage: Eukaryota; Metazoa; Nematoda; Chromadorea; Rhabditida; Trichostrongylidae
Source: the annotation of a GenBank genome assembly
AGCUUUUUAUUGACUAGUAACGAUUUCAUUUCUCGCCUACGAUAUUUGUUCAAGAAAUCUCCGGAUGAGAUUCGAAACAUAUGUCUAAUUGCACACGUGGACCAUGGCAAGACAUGCUUCGCCGACUCACUUGUCUCGACAAACGCGAUCAUUUCUGCUCGAAUGGCCGGAAAAUUACGGUUUCUUGACAAUCGUGAGGACGAGCAGACUCGUGGAAUAACUAUGAAAGCCAGCGGAAUUUCAUUACUAUAUGGUCCCAUGCUGGUGAAUCUAAUGGAUAGUCCAGGUCAUAUUGAUUUUUCGUCAGAAGUAACAUCUGCUUUAUUAUUGUCGGACAUAGCUUUGUUACUAGUUGAUGUGGUUGAAGGUGUGUGCUCUCAAACAGAAGUUUUAUUACGGCAAGCGAUUACUCAUGGGCAAACGGUUAUCCUUGUUAUUAAUAAGAUGGAUAGGUUACGAGUCGAAUUAAAAAUGGAUGCGUCUGAAGCAUAUACUCAUAUCGUACGCUUACUUGAAGCUGUAAAUAGUUGCGUUAGU